AUGUUCAAUAAUACAUUCUAAUAUCCUUAUUCCCCUUGUAUUUUACCUAUCUGUUACUAUAGAUAUGAUAAUCCGGUUUAAGGAUUAUACUUCAUUGAAAAUUAAAGCAUUCCAGUGAAUAAUUAUCCUUUGGUUCAUUAAUAAAUAGACUAACAAUAUAUGUACAAUUCUAAAGAGUAAAGUGCUGAAUCAUAAGGAGUUCCUUAAAAUAGAACCCAAAUGGAUUUCAGCCCUCUCCAAUAAUAUGAGACUACCGUAGAUAAAGACAAUUUUUUACCUUCAAUCUCCUAAAAAAAAAAUAAAAUUAAAGAAGAGCAUUUUGAAUAAUAUUAAAUAAGUAGUAUUGUUAAUAAAGGUUAAAAAAAGAUUGCUUCAUAAGAUAUAGGUAAUGAGUCUAAUGCACUUUUAUCAUAAGUAAAAGCAAAUAAUGGCUAAACUAUUCAUACCAAUCAAAGUAACUCUAGCGAUGGGAGUGUGUUUUCGGAGGAUUACAGGAUGGCAGGUAUGAGAAGCAUAUCAUCAGGUUAAUACCAACCUGUUGAAAUAAUAUUCAAUAAUUAAUUGCUAACAAAAAGAGAUGAAAAAAAUAAUAGCUACUAAUAAAUUGAAUUUUAACAUCCUGAUCCUCCCAAGCAGCCAUCUUACUCUGCAGAACCUAUAAAAACGUAUUUCAAUGAAAUGCAGUCAACAUCUUCUUAAAAGACUUAAAAAGGCUAAGAAAACUAAAUUUCUGAACAUUUAAAACAUCAUAGGAAUAGCAACGAUACAAUAAAAAUAGAAUGCUUUGAAAAUAGUAAUAUUGCCACAAAUUAAUUUAAAAAAAUAAAGAAUAGCAAAAAGAUUAAAUUAGAAGAUAACUAAAAACCUUAGCUUUCUAAAUAAUUAAUAAAAUAAAGUCAAUUUCAAAACAACAAUAAGGAAAAAUCUAUUACAUCCAAAUAAGAAGAAAAUUAAUUAAAAAAAUAUAUAUUGUAAUCUUUAAAGAUAGAAACCAAUAGGAUUGCUGCAAUUGAUUAAUUAAUUCAAAAUAAUUUAAAUAGUGAUAAUUCUUUUUAAUAAGAAACUUUUUCAAAUGAAAUUAUUGACAAUCAAUCUAUUGAUUCUGCAAAUAGUACAAAUAGCGAUUUCCUCCAAGUUGUUGAUUAAAUAAAAUGCUUUGUAAGUUAACAAAAUUCUAUUGAAACUGUCUUAAAUGAUAUUUAAUUCAACGCUAAAAAAUUUUCUUAGAAAGAGAUUUUGAGUAAAUGCAUCUAUGUUACUCAGUAAAGUGAAACACACAAAGUAUUUUAAUAAAUCUUAAAAUAACCAUUUUUUUUAGGAUCUGAAUGCUCAAAUUAAAAUGAAACCAACUAAUCUAACAGCAACAGUGUAAAAAAUUAAUCAGCUAACUAAUUAAAUUAACUGUAGAGUUAAAGUGUAAAAAAUUUUCAGGCUUAAAACGAUUAAUAAUAAUAACAAAAAAUCACAUCACCCUCAAAUGAACAUUAGACUAGCCUAAAAAAGAAUUAAUUAACAAAAAGUGAAUUUGAUUUUAAUAGCCAAGUUAAAUUAAAUAAUAAAACUAGUUUUAUUUAAAAAGCUAGUAAUUAAAAUUUAUACGUCAACUCACAUUUAAAUUAGCCAUCAAAUGAUAGCACUGCAAAGCUUCUAGAUUUUUAAGAAAACAUUAAGAGAAAGAUGAUUUUUCAUCCUAGUGAUCACAAAAUGCUUAAUCUUUAUAAUUUUUCUAUUAUGCGUGAUUUUCCUGAGCGCAGAAAUACCUCAACCAGUAUCCAUUCUCAUCCUCCAAACAACUUAAUCAAUGACACCCAUAUUUAAUCUGAUGUUUUUCAAUAUAAUAAAAUGGAUGUUGAGCAAGAUGAAGCUAAUUUAAAUAACAAUAUAGCUUAAACAUAAAAGAAUAAAAAUAAAAAAACUAUUUAUUCCCGCUUUCAUAAUCUGAACAAGUUAUUUAUCUAUAAUAUUAUGGCAAUGUUGCAAAAUGAAAACUUAGAAAACUUCAAUAUCCCACAACAUCUUAGAGUAGAACUAAUAUCAUUUUUAAAACGUCUAAAACUCUCAGGUAAAAUUCGUCCUUGUUCUGAAAAUCCAUCCUAAACAGAGACAUACACUGUAGAAAGCUUCUCCCAUGUACACUACAACGUUCUAUUUUUAAAAAUCAAUGAAUCUAAUAUUUCGAUAAUAAGGAAAUCCCCCAGAGAUGUAUUUCUACAUAAACUUUGCUUUAAUGUUGAUUUGAAUAAUUAUUUAGAUAUUGAAAUUAUAAAAGUAAAUAUAUUAAAGAAAAUCAUUUUCUAAAUAUUUAUGCAAUCUAUUCAAGAGCACCUUUAUGUAGAUGAUCACUCAUACUCUAAAUCUAAUAAUAGAGUUCUUUAUAGUAUCAAAGCAAUUAAAGGUAUUAAAAAACUUUCUCUGGGAAUUUACUUCAAUCGUUUUUGA
Messenger RNA from Tetrahymena thermophila SB210, 2439 nucleotides. RefSeq lists its product as hypothetical. The transcript has a single exon. Lineage: Eukaryota; Ciliophora; Oligohymenophorea; Hymenostomatida; Tetrahymenidae. The record is from RefSeq and is a predicted model, not a curated record.